UGAUGUUGUAACAGACAGAGAAAAAGAAUGAAUGAGGGAGGCAGGGUGACAGCAGCAGGACGAAUGACAUAAGGGUCUGGGUGUUGAGAUUUUGUGGGUGUUGAGGUCCAAAACGUGUCCCACAUCCUUGGGGAAAGGACUUUGCAGCAGGAAGGGAGGGCUACCCGGCUCUCCCAGGGUGUUGCAAGAGAGCUGACCAAUGCAAAAUAAGGUAUAAGAAUAAGGCCAGCAGCAGCAGUCUGGAAGGAUCCAACACGGUGGGAGUGGCACACGGCGUGUGUGUAUGUUGCUGAGCUACCUCCCUCUCCAGCUACAUCCUGUGCGUGGUGGACUGUAUCAGAGAGAGAGAGUGAGAGUGUGUGUGUGUGUGUGUGAUUUUUGGAUGCUGUGCAGUUGCUUUGCUGUGAAAUGCUCUUUUGGUUAAAAGAAGAAGAGAUGUCGCAUCAGGAGCUAACCCAGCGACUGGCUACGGUCAUCACUCAUGUGGAUGAAAUCAUGCAACAGGAGAUUAGGCCCCUUGUUGCCGUGGAUAUCAUAGAACAGCUUCACCGUCAGUUUGCUAUUCUGUCAGGUGGAAGAGGGAAAGAUGGGGCGCCGAUCAUCACCUUCCCCGAAUAUGCAGGCUUCAGUGAGAUCCCUGAUGAAGAUUUCCUGAAUGUCGUGACAUAUUUAACUAGCAUUCCCAGUCUGGAGGCUGCCAGCAUUGGAUUCAUCAUCAUCAUAGACAGACGGCGGGACAAAUGGAGCGCAGUCAAGGCAUCCCUCACGCGAAUAGCAGGAGCAUUUCCCGGGAACCUGCAGUUGGUGUUUGUCCUGCGACCAUCCCGUUUCAUCCAAAGGGCAAUCGCUGACAUUGGCAUCAAACUAUAUCGCGAUGACUUUAAAAUGAAGGUACCGGUAAGCACUUUUU
Pogona vitticeps (central bearded dragon) is the source of this 910-nucleotide messenger RNA. The record is from RefSeq and is a predicted model, not a curated record. NCBI's taxonomy places the organism in Eukaryota, Metazoa, Chordata, Lepidosauria, Squamata, Agamidae.